This is a messenger RNA of Ilyonectria robusta, 747 nucleotides long. RefSeq lists its product as uncharacterized. The annotation marks the transcript as partial. The record is from RefSeq and is a predicted model, not a curated record. NCBI's taxonomy places the organism in Eukaryota, Fungi, Ascomycota, Sordariomycetes, Hypocreales, Nectriaceae. Gene Ontology annotation, cellular component: cytoplasm. Gene Ontology annotation, molecular function: oxidoreductase activity, acting on the CH-OH group of donors, NAD or NADP as acceptor. The transcript has 2 exons.
GCCGGAGGCAUCGGUCUCUCUUACGCCAAGCGACUCCUCGAUCGCGGUUACCGGGUUGUGUUGGCAGAUCUGAACACAGAUCGAGGGACAGAAUUGGAAAAAGAGCUGGGCUCCAAUACUUUGUUUGUCCACUGCGAUGUGGCCGAUUGGUCUUCCCAAGUGGCUCUAUUCAAGGCCGCGCACGAAUGGGCCGGUCACAUCGACGUCUUCAUUGCAAAUGCCGGGAUUGAGGAGGAUGAGCCGUUCUAUAGCCUGCCCGAUAAUGACGGUGAACCCGUCAAACCAAGCAUGAAAGUAUUGGACGUCGACCUCCAUUCCGUCGUGUAUGGUCUACGACUAUUCCGACACCAUAUGAAGAAGUCAGCUGUGGGUGGAACCGUUGGAAAGAUGAUUGUGACCAACAGCAUGGCCGGGCUCUAUGAAUUCCGAGUUGCGCCUGUCUACAGCGCCGCAAAGCAUGGGGUUAUCGGAUUACUCAGAUCCGCUUCUGAGAAGCUCAGAAAAAACGAAUCCAUUUCACUCAAUGCCAUCAGCCCCGGCCCAGUCAAUACCUCAAUCAGUGACGUUCUCAAGGAGGUUGUUCCCACAGAGCACUUCACCACGAUGAGUGUUAUCCUCGACGCACUCGAUAAGAUUCUAGAUGAAGACAUCACAGGGCAGGUUUUUGAAUGUUCGAGUCAGAAAUUCUAUUUACGGGAGCCGGUGGAAUAUUGUGACAAGAGCGCCGAAUUUCUUCUGCAAGAUAUG